This is a messenger RNA of Cherax quadricarinatus, 13342 nucleotides long. RefSeq names its product lysoplasmalogenase TMEM86A. Gene Ontology annotation, cellular component: membrane. NCBI's taxonomy places the organism in Eukaryota, Metazoa, Arthropoda, Malacostraca, Decapoda, Parastacidae. The record is from RefSeq and is a predicted model, not a curated record. Gene Ontology annotation, molecular function: hydrolase activity.
CUCCUCUAACCACGAAUCGACGCGAUGUAAACAGUUACCCACGAGCAAGUGUGAGUGUUGGUGUGCUGCAUCCCUCUCCACCAUAUUUAUGUGGUGAUCCUGCAUCAAGAUGUCAACGCCGAAACAAGUGUUAAAGAGUGUGGGUCCCAAGUUGGUGCCAUUCUUCAAGACAGUAGCAAUCUACUUUGUUUUGUUCAUCCCAUCAGAUCAACCUUCUAUCUUUGCCAUGGCAAUAAAGUGCCUGCCAGUCCUCUCUCUGAUUGCCUUUGUUUUACUACAUGGCAUGAGCCUUGGAGAAGAGUACGCUUAUUCUAGAAGAAUAUUACUGGGAUUGAUCUUCUCUGUAUUUGGUGAUGCACUACUUAUCUGGGAAGACUUCUUUGUCCAUGGCCUUGGAUCAUUUCUAAUUGCACAGAUUUUGUAUAUCUCUGCCUUUGGCUUCCGACCAUUCAACAUAUAUGUUGCCACUGUCGUAUAUUCUCUCACAGCUUUAGGUAUUUAUCUUCUACUGCCAGGAACAUCUGGACUAGUUAGCAUUGGCAUGCCAGUCUACACUUUUCUGUUAAUGACAAUGGUUUGGCGGGCAGUGGCUAGAGUGCAGCUUUUUGAGGAGCUGUGGACCUGGACGAAACUUUGCUCCUGUGUUGGUGGCAUCCUGUUUGCGGUGUCAGAUGCUGGUAUUGGGUUCAGCGCCUUUUACUGUCAUAUACCUCACUCUCAGGCCAUCAUAAUGGUAUCCUACUAUGCAGCUCAGCUUGGAAUUUCACUCAGCGUUGUUGAUAGCAAAGCCAGCUAUCUAGACUCAGUGCGGGACAACAAGAUACAAAAUGUACAGCAGUAUAUACCAAGUGAUAGUGAGGAUGAAUCUUUCAAAGAAAAGCUAGUCACUUCAGCAAAUUUCUCUAGUUCUUCUGUCCGUGACUCAACUAGUCUCCUCAUCCGCCGGCAUACAGUCCAGCCAAGUAGUAUACAAUAAGUAUAAAUUUUAUCAAUCUCGUGAGGCUUAAAGUUUAUAUUUUUUAAAUGAGUUUGUGUGUAUGGGUAAGUAUAUUGUGUGGACGUGUAUGUUAAGCAUGGUCCCAUCAGUGAAGCAGCAAUGCUGUUAUUGAUGAUUGCAGCCUCUCAGGUAAUGUUUGACUAGAUUUCAUCAACCAAAUGUGGAUUGAGCUGUCUGAAGAUUGUCUUUUUCCACACAAUUUAGAAUAGUGCUCUUUAAAAGACAGCUCAGGUUUGGGCAAUUACAUUCUGUCAGCUCGAGUGAUAUCGAGUUUUGGAGAGUAGUCAGUGAAGUAUUGUUCCACUUUCCGGUGGUGGGACCUGUAAUUAUGCAAAGAUAUGAGAACAUGAGCCCUUAAUAUUAGUGAAUUUUACACUUAUGAGUUGAAUGAUUGUUGUACAUGGUUAAUUUUUUAUUAGAAUUUGUAACCCUCUAAUGCAACCUCCUGCACCACAAUGUAUUUCAUACACAAGAAGCAGUUUGAAUACAUUUGUUACUGAAGCCUUGUUUUCAUGUAUUAGUUUUGUAGCAGUCUGUGAUAAGUGCAUAUUAUUAAAUUUUGAUGCUCAUUAGGUGUAGUCUAAUAUAUUGCUGAAAAAAUUUUACACUGUAGAAUACGGAUGAUUGUAAAGUUGAUGUUGGUCCAGGAGUCACUGAAGUCAUCCGGGUUUUAUUUCCGAUUUUUGGGUUUGUCAUAAAUUGGUCAACUUAUGUCGACAUUUUUUCAGGUGUGCCUUAAGCAAACAUGAAGCAGUAUCCUUGUGCAGAAAGAUUUUAAUUUCAGAUGUUAUCAAUUAUGAAUUUAGCCACUAUAAAUCAAUACUUUUUUUUGUUUUACAAAUAUUUUAAUGAUCUGUUUUUUUCUAAGCAUAGUAUGUAGGGAUGUGGUUGUAUUGGAUUUUUUUUUUUUUUUUUUUUUUUUUUUAGGAUCCAUGUAAAUUUUGCAGAUCUGAUGCGAUGAAAUGGGGGGUGGGAGAAGAGUUAGUACAGUACUAAUAUUUGUUAAUGCCUUGGUGUCCUAAAAAAGUGGAAUAUAAAUUUAUAUAUAUAUUUAUAUUUCAAUCUACUUAGACUACAGUAUUACAGUAAGUAAAAUUAAGGCACUGCAUAUGUAUCUCUAAGGAUAUACAUUCAAGAUGGUGAAACAAGGCUUAGUUACAAGUGUAUAUUUGAAGUGUAUUGCCCUUGUGUUUUUAUAAAUUCAGAAUACACACACGUUGGGGAACCCUGUAUAAAUUAAGAAGCUAAAAUUAGAGCUCUGUAAAAAAAUAUUUAGAUUUUUUUUGUAAUACUGUAGAAGAAACUGGAAAAUUGAAGUUUAUUUUUUGUUAAUCUACUUGUGCAGAUAUUUAAUUUAAAGUUUACAAUGUUGAUAAUUAUCUUUCUUUUUAAAAUAAUAAUAAUAGUGGAAAAGUUUUUGAUGAUGGUUUAGGUGUUGGCACAAUUACUUGAAGCCUUCCACUUGCCAUCAGGUGGUGCUCUGAAUAUAGGGGACCAGUUUCAGCAUUGCCAGAUCUCAGGUGCAGGGCUUGUCUCAGGUUGCCAUUCAGGGGUUUAAGGUUGCUUUGUAUGUUUGGAGAUUCCUCUCUCAGAAGUGUAAAUUAAUCUGAAAAUAUCAACUCAAUGAUAACUAUAGAAAAAAAAUAUUUUCAACAUUAUGUGAUAGAUUUGGUACAUUUCUCUUGCCCUCUGUAUAUAGAAAAAUAAAUAUGAAUUUUAUACAUGUAUGAAUUAACAGAGGGAUGAACAAGAGGCUUGAACCGUGGUCCCAAAAUUGACAGAUCGAUCGUUACUGCCUCUGCUACUGGGCUUCUAAUAGGGAAGAUUUGGAACUAGUACUUAUUGUACUCUUCUGUCAGAGGCACCAACUGUAACCCAGUUGAACUCUUCCCUUCAGCCUAGGAUCUUUAGCAGUAAGUCUAUUCUUACCUCUCAUCUAUCAACUCAGAUUAAGGGAGGAGUUCAGUUGGGUUACAGUUGAUGUCUCUGACAAAAUAUAGUACAGUAAGAACUAGUUCCAAGCCUCUUGUCCACCCUUCUGUUGAUUCAUUGACAAGUGUUUAUUAGGACAAUCUUGAGUUUAUGUACAGUAGGGCCCCCGCUUUACGGCGUUCCGCUAAUAUGGACAUUUCAAAUUAUGACCAAAACUUGCCAUUCAGUUCCCCUCCAACUGACUUUCUAAUAGUCACUGCACCCCACCCGGUUUGUUAAAAUUUUCCAUGAGCUCCGUGUGUCUGCAUUAUAUCUGGAAACUUUCCAAGAUUUUAAGGUUAUUUCAUGUUUUGUAUCCCCCCCCCCCCCCCAGUCAGUUGUCUCCCACCGAGGCAGGGGUGACGCAAAAAGAAAGAAAAUACUUUCAUCAUUCAACACUUUCACUUCACUCAUACAUGAUCAGUUUUUGCAGAGGUGCCCAGAUACAACAGUUUAGAAGCAUAUAUAAAGAUGUAUAACUUAUCCCUCCAAACUGCCAAUAUCCCAAACCCCUCUUUUAAAGUGUAGGCAUUGUACUUCCCAUUUCCAGUACUAAAGUCCAGCUAUAUAAAAACCGGUUUCCCUGAAUCCCUUCAAUAAAUAUUACCCUGCUCACACUCCAACAGCUCAUCAGGUCCCAAAAACCAUUCACUUCUAUCUAACAUGCUCACGCAGGCUUCCUGGGAGUCCAAGUCCCUCGCCCACAAAAACCUCCUUUACCCCCUCCCUCCAACCUUUUCAAGGACGACCCCAACCCCACCUUCCUUCCCCUACAGAUUUAUAUGCUCUUCGUGUCAUUCUACUUUGAUCCAUUCUCUAAAUGACCACACCAACCCCUCUUCAGCCCACAACUCCACACCUUCUGCUAAUUUCCACACUCCGAAUUUUCUGCAUAAUAUUUACACCACACAUUGCCCUUAGAUAGGACGACAUCACUACCUCCAACCGCCUCCUCGCUGCAACAUUUUCAACCCAAGCUUCACACCCAUAUAUGUUUUAUAUAUACCCUGAUAAUUAUGUACUUAUGUGUACCUGUACCUAAAUAAACUUACACAGUGCUGGCAUGCAGGUACACAUUAAAAUCACAAAGUGUGUCAUAUUAGUCUUGAGGAUGCCAUAUUAAUAAUCACCGAGGUGCAUUAAAUGUUGUAUAUUACAUGACUAUAAACAUUCUCAUUAUUAUAUAAUUUUGAAAAAAAUAUGGAUUAAACAAGAUAAAUAACAUACAAACAUUAUAAAUACACUCCACAGUAGAAUCAAUUAACAAAUAUGCCCCUCAAAGGAGGUUCCUUGAUGCUGGUGAAGGGCUCUUGAUCUAGGCCCUGUGUGAAGCUCCCGCUUCACACACAGAGGGCCCAGGUUCGAUUCCCGGCGGGUGGAAACAUUUUGACACGUUUCCUUACACCUGUUGUCCUGUUCACCUAGCAGCAAAUAGGUUCCUGGGUGGCUAACCCUCCGGAGUUAAAAAUACGAACGAAAUCUUAUCUGUGCUCCAGUUCCCUGAAUUAAGCCUGAAUACCUCCCCCCCCCCCACAGGUGCUGUAUAAUCCUAUGGGUUUAGCACUUCCCAUGAUUAUAACAACAUAAAUCAGAUGUUACGUGUAGGAACCAAAACUAGGCAAGUUUGUCUGUUUACCUACUCCACGUGUCUCUCCUCUCUCAUAUACUCAUUUUCUCCUCUUCAAGGGGGGCUCCUUGGCGUGGUGAAGAGGCUCUUCGUCUGAGGAAUUAGACCUGUCGGUCUUUUUCCUCAGACCGAACCUAAUUACCCCCCAAUCUCCCCUCCCCUAUCCCAUCCUCCCCUUUUUCCUUUCCUCCUCCCCACCCCUCCCUUUUGCCCUUCCUCUUUUAGGCCUUUGGGAUUUCUCCCACAGGCGCGCUAGUUCCUAGGUAAAGGAAAGGAUACCGGGGUCCAUCCCAUUCCGUUGAGGUUCUUGGCGGUGGCGUAGUUUGCAGUGGAAUCUGGAUCGCCUGGGGAUGUCCCGAUCCCUCUCCGGUAUCUCGGAGUAGCUUUGGGUGUCUUUCGGGCGACGGGUGCAUCUCUGGAAGCCACCUUUCGGAUUCCGGGGGUGGUGGCCGAAGGAGGUAUGCUUUGUGGCGGAUAUCUGGCCGCCCUCUCUUUUGUCCACCGAGGUAGCUCGGCAGAUGUGAGGUUGCUAUCCCGGAUUGCUGGUUUACUGGCAUGAAGGGUAGGGUAUGGCACGGGUUCCAUGCUGCAUCUGCGCUACUAGCAGUGCUGAGGUCCUUUUGGGCGCGGAGGGAGAUUUCCGGCCCUUUCAUUCCUCCUGGGAACUAUUCCUCCCCGCUCCCCCCUUUUUUUAUUCUUUUUUUUAUUUUUCUUUUCUUUUCUUUCAUUUUUUUUUCUUAAAAACAAAAAACAAAGGAGUAACCUAACCAUGGAGAACCCAAUCCAUGAACCCACUACCCCCGGGCCCUUUCUUGAUACCGCACCCCAUUCUGACCCUGCCUUGUGUUUAGACCACUCUUCGGACAUUCCUGAUGCCCCUGUACCUCUUGCUGGUGCUGUUUCCUCACCCGCUUCAGGUACCGGGGCUUCGACUGACUCCUUCAAUUUGUCUGAACUCCGCUCUCCUUUGACUAUGCUUCCGGCUUCUCCCUCUAUGGUACGGCAAUUUUCGAAUCGCCCGCCCAUUUCACGCCAGACCAACUCCAGUCCUACUCCUAAACGCCAACGUCAAUCUCCUGAUGAUGCUCCUUCGUUACCUUCCCAUUCUACUCGGAAAAGACCGACACGUCAAGCACUCCCUCUUCACGCUCAGUUUUGGACCACACAAUGGACUAAAUUCUUUACUUUAAGACCGACUUCUUCUUCUGCCUACCUUUCUGACCAUAGUAUUGGCAAAGCGCUCCUGUGUCAUGUUGGUAGAGAUAUUUCAUUUCAUGCUCUCAAGAGCGGUACGCGCAUCAUCACUGUCCAGAAUGCUACCCAAGCUCAUGAUCUUUCUCUCCUUUCGAAUAUCGAUACUACUCCUAUCACUAUUGAAAAACAUCUUUCUCUCAAUUCUUGUAGUGGUACUGUCAUUCUGCCCCAUACCAUAGUCCAACAGAAUUUCCAGUCAUGUGGCAAUGACAUUCUUGAACAGUUGGAACUCCAGGAUCUCCCAAUCCUCAAAGUAGACACUUAUGUCCUUCCUGCCCGUGGGCGGAGACGUUACCCUUGCAGUGUGGCUAGUUUUUUUGACAGCCGAGAACUCCCGUCCUCUGUAUAUGUCGCAGGACAUCGGUUACAAGUUCGAAAGGUGAUACCUACACUGCAACAGUGUAGAAAUUGCUGGCGUUUUGGUCACCCAGCGAAAUAUUGCAGAUCUAUGGCCGAAUGCCCAGUCUGUGGUGCCGACGAACAUUCUAAUACAUCUUGCAGUCAACCUCCAUCUUGCCUUAAUUGUAAUGAAGCUCACCCUUCAUACUCCCGCCGUUGCCAGGUCUACUUAAAUGAACGUGAAAUCCGUUGCCUCAAAGAGGCAGAAGGUCUCCCUUGUGCUAUGGCAGUUACUCAUCUCCGCCUCCAAGGGAGACUACCCCGUGUUUCUUAUUCUCAUGUUUCAAAACAUCCCCCCACUUCUGGGGUCCCAUCUUCUGCAGCCUCCUCUGUUGUUACCCCUCCCAUAGCCACUCCGGCAUCUAAUCCUUUUGCUGCCCUUGGCUCUGACAUCCCGACUACAACUCAAGUCUGUUCUCACAUCUUCGCGUCCUUCCUCACAAGCCCCAGUAUCGACAAGACCUCGUACGACACCUAAUACCAAUCGCCCCUCUACUUCUCAGAAGUCCAAAAAAUCCACGUUGCUCAAAUCUUCUUUGCCCCUUCCUUCCCUUCUUCCACCUCCACACUUUACCUUUCCAGUCUCUGUACCUAGUUCUUCCCCUCUCUCUGGCUCUAUUACAAGUGUGGAGAUUCACCCUCCUCCUCGUACUAUGCCUUCCACCUCCCAGGUUUCUGCCUCUUGUCCCCCCCCCCCACUUCAUCUCCAGUCCCUUACACUCUUCCCUUCCCCUCUCCUUUGUUACAGUCGAUUACUGUCCCAAUCUUUACUCACCCUCCUUCUAUCUCCAAUAUGGUCUCCCAUUCAUCUUUGAAUUCAGAAACACUUGAAGCCAUUUCAGAUUAUAUUGCAGAGACUAAACCUUCAAUGGACACCGAUUCACUUCCUGUUCCUUCUCCAUCUUCGCAACGCUCCGUUCCUUCGCUGCUUGAACGUCUUCCAAUGCCACCACACGUUGACUUUUCCAACCCCUCUAGUCCGUAGGUGCCUUUCCCUACGGAUUCCUGGUAUUUUCUUCAUCGCCAAUCAUGGCCUAUUUACAGUGGAAUAUCCGCGGCCUCAGGGGUAAUCGGGGUGAGCUUCAGAUGUUGCUUUCCAGGUUUUCCCCUGUUGGUGCUUGCUUACAAGAACCAAAAUUACACUCGGCUGUUUUCCAACCUAUCUCAGGCUAUAAUUUAUUGUAUUCUUCGGAUCCUUUCUCAGAUGGGACCUUUAAUGAAAGUGCCCUUCUACGCAAUGAUAUUCCGUACUGUCAACUAUCUGUCCAUACCUCGCUGCAUUACACUGCAGCCCGUAUCCACUUGAAUAAGUGGUUUACAAUAUGUUCUUUAUAUCUCUCUCCUUCUCGAGCAUUUUCUAUCCCAGACUUUGCCUUUCUUGUUUCAUCCUUACCACCACCACUUCUGUUACUUGGUGAUUUUAACGCCCACCAUUUCCUCUGGGGGGGUCUCACUGUGACUCGCGUGGCAUCCAGUUGGAGGCUUUUCUCGCCUCUCACCCCCUCCAUGUUUUAAAUACGGGUACUCCCACCCAUUUUGAUCCUCGUACUCAUACUCUCUCUUGCAUCGAUUUAUCAGUCUGCUCUUCCUCCACUGCACUAGACUUCACCUGGUCUGUUCUACCGGACUUACAUGACAGCGAUUAUUUUCCAAUCAUUCUUACUUCUCCUUCCUAUUCACCACCUUUCCAUAGCCCUCACUGGCAAUUUGAUCGGGCAAAUUGGGAUCUUUACUCACACCUCACUGCUUUUAGUGAGGUUCCUUCUUCAUCCUCCAUUGAUGAGCUCCUACACCUCUUCUCGACAUCAGUUUCUACCGCAGCUUCUCAUUCUAUACCCCAAACCUCAGGCAGGCAUUCUCAGAAGUGCGUGCCUUGGUGGUCUCCUGCUUGUGCUCGUGCAGUACGUUUGAAACGCACUGCAUGGGGCAGGUACCAGUACAGUAGAACCGCUGAGAGACUUCUUGAUUUUAAGCAGAAGCGUGCGAUCGCUCGCCGUGUCAUCCAUGAAGCUAAAUGCACUUGUUGGCGAGACUAUGUUUCCACCAUCACCUAUGCUUCUUCUAUGAGUGCAGUCUGGAAAAAAGUGAGGAAAUUGAGUGGUAAAUACUCUCCUGACCUGGCUCCUGUUCUACGGGUCGCUGGUGUUGAUGUAGCAAACCCUCUCGACGUUGCCAUUGAACUUGGCACACAUCUGGUCCGUAUUUCCUGGGGGCUCCAUCUAUGCCCCUCGUUUCUUUCCUCAAAGUCUGCCAGAGAGUUAGUACCCUUGGACCUUUCUUCUCUCAGAGAAGAACAGUAUAAUGUGCCUUUUACACUUCAAGAACUAGAGGCAACGCUCUCAGCUUGCCGAUCAUCGGCAGAUGGGCCUGACGACAUUCAUAUUCGUAUGUUACAACAUUUACAUCGGUCAGCCCUUGUAGUCCUCUUACACCUCUUCAAUCUUAUUUGGGCACAAGGAGUUCUUCCCCAGCUGUGGAAAUCUGCCAUUGUUCUCCCUUUCCGUAAACCGGGUACUACAGGACAUGAUGCCUCCCACUAUCGUCCCAUCGCUCUUACUAGUGCAGUUUGCAAAGUGAUGGAACGUCUCGUAAAUCGACGUUUAAUGUGGUAUUUAGAGACACACAACAGUCUCUCCGCAAGUAAAUAUGGCUUUCGUAAAGGUCGUUCUACCAUAGACCCCUUACUGCGCUUGGAUGCAUAUGUUCGUAAUGCCUUUGUGAAUAAUCACUCAGUUAUUGCCAUAUUUUUUGACCUUGGGAAGGCAUAUGACACAACUUGGAGGUAUAAUAUUUUGGCCCAGGCCCACUCCUUAGGCCUCCGAGGCAAUCUACCAUCCUUUCUUAAGAACUUUUUAACUGACAGACAUUUCCGUGUUCGAGUCAAUAAUGUUCUUUCCCCGGACUUUGUCCAAGCUGAAGGUGUCCCUCAGGGAUGUGUUCUAAGCACAACACUUUUUCUCCUUGCUAUAAAUGAUUUGGCCUCUGUUCUUCCACCCAAUAUUUGGUCAUCACUCUAUGUUGAUGACUUCGCUAUUGCUUGUGCAGGCGCUGACUGUCAUCUCAUUGCAGUUUUUCUCCAGCAUGCGGUCGACCGUGUUUCCACUUGGGCCACCACGCAUGGGUUUAAAUUUUCAAGUACCAAAACUCGCCAAAUUACUUUCACUAGACGCUCUGUCAUCUCCAAUCAUCCUUUGUAUCUCUAUGGCUCCCGUAUCCCCGAACGUGAUACAGUCAGGUUUCUAGGCCUUCUCUUUGACCGUCGGUUAUCCUGGAAACCUCACAUUACCUCUCUGAAGGCAACUUGUCACAGCCGGCUAAACCUUCUUAAAACCCUUGCUCAUCUUUCCUGGGGAGCUGAUCGUCGAACUCUGCUUCGCCUACAUUCAGCCCUCGUUUUAUCGAAACUCUAUUAUGGUGACCAGAUUUAUUCCGCGGCCUCUCCUGCUACUCUCUCUAGCCUUAACUCUAUCCAUUACCAAGGAUUACGUUUGUGCCUUGGUGCUUUUCGCUCUUCCCCUGUUGAGAGCCUCUAUGCAGAAGCGAAUGUUCCAUCUUUGUCUGAUCGCCGUGAUGCCCAUUGCCUUCGCUAUGUACACUCACGAUCUCCACAAUCCUUCAAUUUAUAGAAUGGUCACCGAUAUUAGUAGACAUUCUUUAUCCGUUCGCCACCCGUUUGCUCCGUCCCUUUUCUCUUCGCCUACAUUCACUCGUCUUCCCUUCAGUUACCACCUUUAUAUGUUCAUGUAGCAUCUCACUUUUCCCUACCCCCCUGGGAAGUUCCAGCUGUUCGGGUCUGUUCUUUCUCACUCCCUUGCUCGAAAGCUCAACUGCCUACGGUGGCUUCCCGCUCUCUUUUUCUUGAUCACUUCCACUCCCAUUCUCAUGCCACCGCUGUGUACACAGAUGGUCUUCAGACGGCGUCGGAUUCGCAGCAGUGUUUCCGGACAGCAUCGUGCUGGGGCAUUUACUAUCUUCAGCUAGCAUUUUUACUGCUGAAUUGUAUGCCAUUCUUGCAGCACUUAUUCGUAUCGCAUCUAUGCCUGUGUCAUCAUUUGUGGUAGUCUCAGACUCCCUUAGUGCUCUACAGGCUAUACGAAAAUUUGAUACAUCUCACCCCCUAGUUCUCCGUAUCCAACUUUGGCUACGCCGUAUCUCUACCAAACAAAGAUAUUGUUUUUUUGGGUCCCUGGUCAUGUCGACGUACAGGGCAAUGAACAGGCAGACACUGCUGCGUGGUCAGCAGUACAUGACCUACCAAUUUCCUAUAGAGGUGUUCCAUUUCUGGACUAUUUUGCUGCAAUAGCUACCCACCUUCACACCCAUUGGCAACAACGUUGGUCAACUCUGCUCAGUAACAAACUUCAUUCUAUUAAACCAAGCAUAGGUUACUGGCCGUCUUCUUGUCAUCAGUGCCGAGGUUGGGAGACCACUCUCUCCCGCCUUCGCAUUGGCCACACUCGUCUUACUCAUGGGUAUCUCAUGGAGAGGCACCCUGUUCCUCUCUGUGAGCAGUGUCAAGUUCCAGUAUCGAUUAGCCACAUUCUGUUAGACUGCCCUCUCUAUCAACGAGCACGCAGACUUUACCUCCAACGUCGUCUUCGUUCUACUACUCUCUCUUUACCUUCCCUUCUUGCUGAUGGACCCUCCUUUAAUCCUGACUCUCUCAUUGACUUCUUGACAACGACUGAUUUACUCCACAAACUCUGAUGAUACUUUUCGCACUCCCCUCAGCCCUUUCUAGUUCAGUCUCUUGCUGCCCUUUACCCUUUCACCAUCCACUACCCCGCUGUUAUCCGUAACCUAUUACUCAUCCAUCUCCCUUUUGCCACCUGAUGCCCUCAUUUCCUUCCUGCCCUGCAGUGCUGUAUAGUCCUUGUGGCUUAGCGCUUUUUUGAUUAUAAUAAUAAUAAUACUCAUUUUCUCUCUCUCUCAUUUGUUUUACCUCGUUUACUCACCUCUCGCCCUACAUUGAGACUUAAAAUAUUUUAAGGCAAGUAAUUAAUGCACUUUGUAUUCAUUUUGUUCUGGAGCGCUCUAAAUGACGUAGUAUAUUACGUGUGGGUGGGGUGGGCUGGCCUGGCCAGCUAUCAUACCUCCCACACCCGACUUCCUAUAAAUAAAUACUACUACUCUCACCCUACAAUAAGACAACAAAUAUUUUAAGUAUGAGUGUGCUGUUUGUGUAUUUUACUUUUUAUUGUUUCAAAUGCCUAGUUCUAUUGCUGACACAUGUUAGUGUAAACUUACCUGACAUUUACAUGCAUUUUUAAGUGGAAAAAAUGGUGUUCUGCUUUCUGGUGAUAGCCCCAAUCCUAAUCUGCCGUAUAAGUGGGGCCCUACUUUAUGUAUGUACGUGUGUGUAUAUAUACAGUGGACCCCCGGUUAACGAUAUUUUUUCACUCCAGAAGUAUGUUCAGGUGCCAGUACUGACCGAAUUUGUUCCCAUAAGGAAUAUUGUGAAGUAGAUUAGUCCAUUUCAGACCCCCAAACAUACACGUACAAACGCACUUACAUAAAUACACUUACAUAAUUGGUCGCAUUUGGAGGUAAUUGUUAUGCGGGGGUCCACUGUAUAUAUAUAUACACUAAUUAUAUAUACAGUGGACCCCCGCAUAACGAUUGCCUCCGAAUGCGACCAAUUAUGUAAGUGUAUUUAUGUAAGUGCGUUUGUACGUGUAUGUUUGGGGGUCUGAAAUGGACUAAUCUACUUCACAAUAUUUCUUAUGGGAACAAAUUCGGUCAGUACUGGCACCUGAACAUACUAAUGGAGUGAAAAAAUAUCGUUAACCGGGGGUCCACUGUAUAUACAUGUACAGUGGACCCCCGGUUAACGAUAUUUUUUCACUCCAGAAGUAUGUUUAGGUGCCAGUACUGACCGAAUUUGUUCCCAUAAGAAAUAUUGUGAAGUAGAUUAGUCCAUUUCAGACCCCCAAACAUACACGUACAAACGCACUUACGUAAAUACACUUACAUAAUUGGUCACAUUCGGAGGUAAUCGUUAUGCGGGGGUCCACUGUAUAUAUAAAUAUAUAUAAAAUACAUGUUUAUAUUUAUUUAUAGGGGCAUUUCAUUGAUAGAACUGUUACAUUUUCUCAACAUCUGCUUUAAUCAACAGUUUUGAACUGUAUCAUAGUUAAUGCUUUAAGACGAGUCUUGUCCGGUAAAGCCUUUGCAGCUGCAAUGACCUUGCAUAUCAAGGUUAAGUCAGUAUCACCUGUAUUGUAAUUAUACUUUACAAGUACAAAUUGGUAUUGUAAUUACAUAGAAUAUGUUGACAAAAGAUGUAAGGAUGUCUUCAGAUGCAUUUUUUUUUUUUUAAACUGCAAGGGUAGCACCCUAAACUUUUGUCAGUAUAAGUAAUUUUUUUAAUUUGUGUGAGAUAGAUAAAUUUAAUGUAAUCUGGGGAAAGUAUUAAACCUGUAGAGGUAACACAUCACUCAGGAAAUGGGAGGCACACUGGUUCAAUCCAAGGGAGGGAGGGCAAGUCAAGUUCCUUUGAUCAAAAUCUUUAUUGGCCUCAAGCCAUCUUCCUUUAAUGGAGAUAAAGACUGUAAUGUAGCUACAGCACCUCAUCUCCGGUGAAAGUGAGGUCUAUCCAGUCUACAAUAGCAUAUUACUUUCAUGGAGAAAGUGGUAAACCUGUAAGUGUCAGUGCUGGGAAAUUAGAGGGACCACCUCCCUUGAAGGGAUACUAGCUUAAAUAAAUGGUCUUAAAUUACAAUAUCCAUGUUACAUUGUUAAAAAAGUAAUUAAAACUAAUGGAUUUUUCAGUUAAUUCAAAGUAGCCAGAAUUAAUUGAAUUUCAUAAAACAAAGUUUCAGCGGGAACAAAAAAUUAAUGAGCUUUUUAAUUCUUAAGAAAACUCUUGAUGAACUCUGUCCAUUUAGCAACUGGGUCAAUAAUAAUUGUUAUGCAGAUUUGUUUUAUUCACAGUAAACUUAUUUGCACUGCAUUAAGGCAAGAAAAAAUCCUAAUUGCAUAACUAAUAAAGGACAGAUUCCAAAACUAAUAUACAGGUAAAUGUGAUUUACAAUACUUUCAAGUCUGUUUAAUGACUUAAUUGCAAAAUUAGACAAAUAAAUUAAAAAAUUAUG